GCAUAGUUUCUAUACUUUGUCCUUCAACUGACAUUUCCAUUCUCCAUCUUGCAGAGUUAGGACGUGACGUCUGUCGUUUUAUUCUGAUUCCACUUAAGAUUAUUACGUAAAUAUGUCGAAAAUCGGUAUCAACGGAUUUGGCCGUAUUGGUCGUCUGGUACUUCGUGCUUCCAUUGAAAAGGGAGCUCAAGUUGUAGCUAUCAACGACCCUUUCAUUGGCCUGGACUACAUGGUCUACCUGUUCAAGUACGAUUCCACUCAUGGACGUUUCAAGGGAACCGUUGAAGCUGGUGAUGGUCACCUCAUCGUAAAUGGAAAGAAAAUUGCAGUCUUCUCUGAAAGGGAUCCUAAAGCUAUUCCAUGGGGUAAGGCUGGAGCUGAGUAUGUCGUAGAAUCAACUGGUGUCUUCACAACCACGGAUAAGGCAUCUGCUCAUUUGGAAGGUGGAGCUAAGAAAGUAAUUAUCUCUGCUCCCAGUGCUGACGCACCCAUGUUUGUUGUUGGUGUUAACUUGGAAGCCUACGAUCCAUCAUACAAAGUCAUCUCUAAUGCUUCCUGCACAACUAACUGUUUGGCUCCCCUUGCCAAGGUCAUCCAUGACAACUUUGAAAUUGUUGAGGGUUUGAUGACUACUGUUCAUGCUACUACUGCUACCCAGAAGACUGUCGACGGUCCCUCUGGCAAGUUAUGGCGUGAUGGUCGUGGUGCCCAACAAAAUAUCAUUCCCGCUUCAACUGGUGCCGCUAAAGCUGUAGGCAAAGUUAUUCCUGCACUCAAUGGUAAACUCACUGGUAUGGCCUUCCGUGUGCCAGUUCCUAAUGUAUCUGUAGUUGACCUUACUGUGCGUCUUGGCAAACCAGCCAGCUAUGAUGCCAUCAAGCAAAAGGUUAAGGAAGCAGCUGAAGGACCCUUGAAGGGUAUUCUUGGAUACACCGAAGACCAAGUUGUAUCUACUGACUUUGUCGGUGAUUCCCACUCUUCUAUCUUUGAUGCUGCUGCUGGUAUCUCUCUAAACGAUAACUUUGUCAAGCUUAUCAGCUGGUACGACAAUGAAUAUGGCUACUCUAGCCGUGUCAUCGAUCUCAUCAAAUACAUCCAAACCAAGGAUUAAAUUACUACAUUCAUAGAAGAGAUAUGAUUGUGUAAUGUCGAGAUUAACGAUGCUUAUAAUUAUUUUAAGUCUUUAAGUGUAGAUGUGAAUUCUAUUCUAAAUUAUCGUACUACUUCGACAGUAGAGGUAUGCUUUGAUAGCAUACAUCACCUGUAAUUGUACAUUAGAAUAACAUGUUGAACACAAAAAGUCAUUAUAAGGACAAUUAAAUUAUUAGACAUGUU
Messenger RNA from Melitaea cinxia (Glanville fritillary), 1335 nucleotides. Its product is annotated as glyceraldehyde-3-phosphate dehydrogenase 2. The transcript has 2 exons. NCBI's taxonomy places the organism in Eukaryota, Metazoa, Arthropoda, Insecta, Lepidoptera, Nymphalidae. Bases 113 to 1111 code for a protein of 332 amino acids. The record is from RefSeq and is a predicted model, not a curated record. Gene Ontology annotation, molecular function: NADP binding; oxidoreductase activity, acting on the aldehyde or oxo group of donors, NAD or NADP as acceptor; NAD binding. Gene Ontology annotation, biological process: glucose metabolic process.